UGGUUUCCCCCUUAUGAGAAUCCGUUCAUUUUUUUUCUACAAUAAAGGCGCAAAUACUGGCAUACUAGCUGGGUUUUGUUGUUGUCGUUGUUGAAUUAAACGUAACUGAAGCAAAAAGAAGAGACGGACAUGGCGGUUGUGGCUGUUGCGGCUAAACGGCCCCGGACGGAGCUGGUGGCGGCGGCUCAGACUCAACAACUCGUGGCCAUGGGUCCUCCCCGGACCUCCAGUCUGCAAGCACCCAUCAUGCUGAUGUCUGGCCACGAGGGUGAGGUCUAUUGCUGCAAGUUUCACCCUAAUGGAGCCACGCUAGCUUCCUCUGGAUUUGACAGGCUAAUAUUGCUGUGGAAUGUGUUUGGAGAUUGUGAAAACUUUGCCACACUGAAGGGCCACAGUGGAGCAGUGAUGGAGCUGCAUUACAACACAGAUGGCAGUGUGCUGUUUUCUGCGAGCACAGACAAGACUGUAGGUGUGUGGGACAGUGAAACAGGGGAGAGAAUCAAGCGUCUGAAAGGCCACACCUCCUUUGUUAACACCUGCUACCCUGCUCGUCGAGGGCCCCAGCUGAUCUGCACGGGCAGUGAUGAUGGGACAGUCAAGCUGUGGGAUAUCCGUAAGAAAGGCGCGAUCCACACGUUCCAGAAUACUUACCAGGUGUUAGCUGUCACCUUCAAUGACACCAGUGAUCAAAUCCUGUCAGGAGGCAUAGACAAUGACGUUAAGGUGUGGGACCUGAGGCAAAAUAAGAUGAUCUACAGUAUGCAUGGACAUGGUGACUCAGUAACUGGUCUCAGCCUGAGCUCAGAGGGAUCAUAUCUUCUUUCUAAUUCAAUGGACAACACAGUACGUAUUUGGGAUGUUAGACCAUUUGCACCCAAGGAGAGAUGUGUGAAGAUUUUUCAGGGCAAUGUUCACAACUUUGAAAAGAAUUUGCUGCGGUGCUCUUGGUCGACUGACGGCAGUAAAAUAGCUGCAGGCUCAGCUGACAGAUUUGUGUAUAUUUGGGACACCACAUCACGUCGAAUCCUGUACAAGUUGCCAGGCCAUGCUGGCUCUGUUAAUGAAGUGGUCUUUCACCCAGAAGAGCCAAUAGUUCUCUCUGGCUCCAGUGAUAAACGGCUCUACAUGGGAGAAAUUCAGUAGCAUAUAUGUGCAUAUUUUGUGUGUGUGUGUGUGUGUGUGUGUGCUGAUGUGGAAAUGGAUGAUACGAAGUGUUCAGAGUUUGUAAUUCCAUGGGCCUGUCUCUAAACAACCUCAGGAUGUAUUUGUAGUUAAUCAUGUGCUCACUCCCAGCAUUUU
Molecule: messenger RNA, 1299 nt
Organism: Thalassophryne amazonica
Lineage: Eukaryota; Metazoa; Chordata; Actinopteri; Batrachoidiformes; Batrachoididae
Gene: snrnp40
Product: small nuclear ribonucleoprotein 40 (U5)
Exons: 10
Coding region: 130-1143 (337 amino acids)
Cellular component (GO): catalytic step 2 spliceosome
Molecular function (GO): protein binding; RNA binding
Source: RefSeq, a predicted model, not a curated record